AUGGAAGACAUUGACGAUGAUUACUUCUCCGAUGACCUCGAUUCCUUACCUCCGGGUACGUUGUACCAACUGGAGCAGAAUGCCUUCCAGGCGACUCAAGGUCCAGCGACAUCUCAACAACACAAUGCGCCGCUAGCUCCCGAGGAGCCCGCCCUCGUGCACACGAGACAGCCUGCUGCUACCUUGAAGCCGCCACCCCGCCUACACACUGGAUUGACGAAUGACUAUGAUACACUUGAGGUGGGAGAGUUGGAGGCAGAGGUCUAUGACAAUGUGGAGGGCCAACAGGCAAUUGCGCAGGCCCCUGCGGUUGUCGUGACAGAGACCGUAUGGCCUGCCAAUGGCGGUAUGGAUGAUAUGAUGGAGGUUGAUCAUGAGUAUGGCCAAGCGAAUGCAUAUGAGAUGAAUGCACGCAUGAAGCAAGCUUGGCUACAGCUUGAACAAGAAAAAGAACAGAUGCGACGAGAGUUGGCUGAAGCCAGAACGCUGGCCGAAACCAAAGCUGGAGAGAUUGCCAUCAUUCGCUCGAAACAAACGCGAAUGGCCGAGGAGUAUGACCGGCAAUUGGCGGCUCUGCGAAAGGCUAUGGCCGAUCGGGAAACCACACACAAGGAAGCAGUCGAUGCGGCAAUGUCAGAGGGCAAAAUGCUGGCGACGGAAAAUCUCUUCCUCCAGCACGACCUAGCCGAGGAGGUUCAUCAACUCCGUAAUUAUAAAACAAAGCAACGCGGAGCGGAGAAGGCUGCCCCGGUCACUCCAAAGAAGUCUCGAAUACUUCCCUUGCGUGAUGGAUUCGACGACGAUGAGAUCGCCGUAGUAUCGCCGAGCAAGUCGGUAGCACGAUCAAAGCGAGGAACACCAACCGUUCCAGGAAAGCGGAAACGACAGGCAAGCGUUGACAGCCCAGCUCCAUUACAGCUGAGUCCAGCUGGGGAGCUCAACAUGGUAGAUGCUCCGACCGAUACCUCCGGGACAGUGUUUGAUGAGGAGCCUAAAUCGCGGGAAUCGGGCACUCAUGAUCAUCUUAUGAAGCGAAUUUUGAACCAUAGGAUACUCCCCGAUCAGCAAACCGAUCUUGAAGCGUUCGCCAGACUAUACUUCCCGUCAGAGCCUCAUAAAGCGCUGUCCAGUAUCAUCAUGGAUGAGUUGGCUCGGGUGGACAUGGGAAAUUUCGUGCUCGAGUACCUCUAUACGAUUGGGCUGCUCUGGCGGCGAGCACUGACGGAGAGGUUCUACGAGCCUGUUCCUCGACUCAUGUCCAUUGCUAGAUAUGUUCUGAUGAUGGACGAGGCUCCGCUCCCGGAUCUCAUCACCUCUCUAGUCGGUGUGCUUCAAGAUUCAGUUGAGGUCAAUGCAGUUCCUCGCUUCAAAUACUCCCCAGCAGCACGAGAAAAGGCACGACUUCCGCGCUCAACACCUCAAUCCGAUCUGCAUCUAGAAGUCGAUUCGACCGAGGCCCUUCGUCUACUCUACUAUAUUUCUUGUCAAUUACUACAUGUCAAGAGUGCUCUAGACAAUUUCUGGGCACACAUUCGUUACACUUUCAUUCUGGUGAUGCUGCAUGGUUCACAACCACUCAAGGACAUCAUGGUCAUAUUACCCUUGCUGUCCACUAGCAUUCGGGCAGACUCCUUUGGCCCCAUCAUGUCCUCGGAGCAGGACCAAGCAGACGUCCAGAAAUGGAUUGUCGACCGCCUCUCAUUCAUGCUCAGCGAGGCAGCCAUGCCAGAUGAAGGUUGCGAGCCCUACACGGCCUACGACAUAUGUGCCAUGCGACUCGAGGUUCUGCUAUUGCUAGAGUCCCUGGCAUUCAACCCAGCAGCCCCAUCCAAAGAACACGGAAGUGCCAUCAUCGCAGCGCACCCAACGGCGUUGCCACGUCUAUUCCGGUCGAUGCAUGACGAGCUAGAUGCGCUCUACUCCUCGCCACCCGAACAAGAACUCCGCGUUGCGAUGGUCAACGGCCUCAUGCGCCUGAUCUUUGGAGUCAUGCGCCGCCACGGUUCAUCCAUCAACAUGCAAGAGAAGCUGGCAUCCGUGUCGGGGAGUAAACAAAAGCAUCUGGUGGUCCUCACACGGCUGGCCUUCUGCGACGGGUCGGUUCUCGAAGCAGGUAUCGAUGACGAGACAGUGGACAUGGCACACGAGUUGCUGGAGGAGUGGACGAACCCGCAAGAAGCGGAGUCACUGGCUGAGGCGUUCCCUAGCUCUCGGCGAGACUGA
Messenger RNA from Penicillium daleae, 2223 nucleotides. RefSeq lists its product as uncharacterized. Lineage: Eukaryota; Fungi; Ascomycota; Eurotiomycetes; Eurotiales; Aspergillaceae. The transcript has 2 exons. The record is from RefSeq and is a predicted model, not a curated record. Bases 1 to 2223 code for a protein of 740 amino acids.